Molecule: messenger RNA, 1254 nt
Organism: Penicillium expansum
Lineage: Eukaryota; Fungi; Ascomycota; Eurotiomycetes; Eurotiales; Aspergillaceae
Exons: 1
Coding region: 1-1254 (417 amino acids)
Source: RefSeq, a predicted model, not a curated record
AUGGGAUCCGUUGGAGACACCACAGCCACAUGGUCGUCCUUCAACGAGAGGUUGAAGUUCGUUUCAGAUAAAAUCGAUACCAAUGAUUCCAAAGCCACUAGCGACAGCCUGGAGGAUCUCAUUACUGACGAUUCCACUGUUUCGACAACAACCUACUCACCGUCAAGUACUGCUACCACUAUUGGAUACUCCGCCACUGGGUCAAUAGCCGCAGUUCCUAGGUUCAUCUCAACAAGUGAUACUCAAAUACUAUGUCCUUCCGAUACCCACGAAAGGUUAAGCCCUAUGAGAAUAGUCUCUCUGAGCAGUGCCAGCAUUGGAGUGGUGGCCACGAUCGAGAAUUUUGCCUUAGUCUCGACGGAUAUUCCCAAUCUUCCACCAGCUGAGAGUUGUGAAAUUGCUACAAGUAAGGGAGUCGCAAGUCCAACACAGCCUGCCUUCGAGACAAGUGUUUGUAGCGAUCAAGAUGAGAGACUGAGUAUCGGUUCGUUGAUUGCAUAUGAUGCCCAGGAAGCUUCUCCUCCUUACAGCAACUACGUCAAGAGCUUGGCACCAACUUGGAUUGACCAGCUUGGGUCAGUAUCUGCACAAUGGUUCGAAUAUCCAUCAUUUGGUCACUCAGCUGUGGGGGUGAAGGGUAUUUAUGGAUGCACAUCAGUGAUCAUAGCGUCUGAGAAGGGUGUGUAUAUCUCACACAUUUGGGAGAGCCCUGUGUUCGUUGACCAAGCUUUCAAUCCAACUGAUGACAACUUCUUCACAAUAAAUGCGUUCAAUUCCCUCCGAGAUGGAACCGUAUAUGCACAAAGUGUAACUGGUCUGAUUGGGACUGACCAGAAUCCCGGUGUCUUGAAUGCAAUCUACGCACCCAAAGUCUUCGUUCUUACGCCCUUCACUACAGAUUGGGAUCGACGGAAGUUUGGAAUUUCUACCACGCUCAGAUAUCAAGCGCGUGCCCAAGAGCUUGCGCAAAAGAUAGCAAACAUUGUUCUUGGCUCCGGCGGAGAAGGUAUCAUCCUGGGUUAUACACGUACGAGUCGGCAGGCAUCGAGUCAGGAGCCAGGCAUUGCAGGAAGAGUCAUUUUGGAGAUUGACCCUUCUUACACAUGGCUUACUACACCCUACGACUUGAAAUCUGCAGGCCUCCAAAUUGGUCGUUGGUGUCUGUGGGUAGAGGAUCAGUUGAUUACUUACCAAGACUUCUGGCUUCCUCAUAUUACAGCUUCUGGGGGCUCCUCCCGACGGGACAUUGGGUAA